AUGGAACACUACAAUACUCUUGGUGAAGUUGUCUAUAAUGAGAAGGUCAAGCAUUGGCAUUUCAGAGUAAAAAUCAUAAGAAUCUAUCCUUUAUAUUCCUAUGUUACCGGCAAAGGAACACACCAUGUUUAUGUCAUAGCAGAUGAACAUGGAACCAAGAUGGAGAUAACCAUCUAUGAUAUAUAUAGAGAUAGGUUUAGAGGCCUAGAGAAGCAAGAGGGAAAAUGGGUGGAAAUCUUUAUUGUAGAAGUUGGCCGUGCCCGUUCAGGUUUCAACGCAGCAAAAUCCAAAUUCACACUAACUGCUACUGGCGAUACCCAAAUUCAUAUCAUCGAUCCUCUGAACGAUCAGCUUCACUUUGAGUCCAAAUGCAUUCAUGAAAUCUGUCACAUGAGCUACAAGGAGAGAAAUUUUCCCAUAGAUACAAUGGGAGUGGUCUUUAAGACGGAAGCCCAUUUUGAUGAUCCUGAAGGACCAAAGAUGGUGUUUUACAUAAGGGACAACAUGUUCAAUCCGCCCUUGCUGGAGGUAGAUGAGUUCAAACAAUCGGUCAAUAACAAUGACCAUUAUGUUCGGAAGUAUGGAGCUAUAGGGCCUUUGUAA
This is a messenger RNA of Eruca vesicaria subsp. sativa (arugula), 603 nucleotides long. NCBI's taxonomy places the organism in Eukaryota, Viridiplantae, Streptophyta, Magnoliopsida, Brassicales, Brassicaceae. The record is from the annotation of a GenBank genome assembly.